Linum tenue is the source of this 414-nucleotide messenger RNA. NCBI's taxonomy places the organism in Eukaryota, Viridiplantae, Streptophyta, Magnoliopsida, Malpighiales, Linaceae. The record is from the annotation of a GenBank genome assembly.
CUGGUCGAUGGCCUCAGCAGAAUACUCGUCGGCAUCGGGGGUAGAAGCAGGCCGUUCCCGCCGCUCUUUCUUUUCAUAGACGACGGGAUUGGCGUUUAUCAGCCCGGAAACCAUUGCUCAAUCCCACGAAUACAGAUAGAUGCUGCAGAGAAUUCGCUCCUCCUUCCCCUUUCAAGUUGUCGCUCUCAAUUCCACCGGCGAUUGGGCAGGACAGAGUCGCUUGCCUCGCAAAAGGAAGAGUGCGGUGGCAGCAAGGCGCGGCUCGUUGUUCUUGUGAUGCUUUACGGCCGGUUGAAUGACGCCUUUAUUUCCCGCUGUCCUUCAGCUGAUAAAGAGAAGGAGGCUCGAUCGCCUGCGAAUUGGACGGCGGCGGGCGGCCGCUUGAUUUCUAAGAACUCGGCGCGAACAGAGUAA